This is a messenger RNA of Jaminaea rosea, 650 nucleotides long. RefSeq lists its product as hypothetical. The annotation marks the transcript as partial. NCBI's taxonomy places the organism in Eukaryota, Fungi, Basidiomycota, Exobasidiomycetes, Microstromatales. The record is from RefSeq and is a predicted model, not a curated record. The transcript has a single exon.
GAAGCUCAGCAGCAACUCUCUUCCAUCGCGGCAUCAAUCUUCCCCUCGAACUCGGUCGCAGCAUCGAGCUUGAUCGACGUCCUUACGAGCGCGCUUCCCGGCACACCGACCGCUACGGCGCUCCCUGACGCACAGCUCUCCUCCAUCGUGGCGUCCAUCUUCCCGUCCAAUUCGGGUGCCGCUUCGUCCCUCGUUGCCGCUCUCUCCAGCGCUCUGCCCGCAAACACUCAGGUCCCUCUCGCCUCCCAGCUGUCGUCUCUCCUCAGCCAGGGCAUCGCUACGGGUACAGCACUGCCCGAGCAAGUUUCUUCGCAAGUCUCCUCGCUCUCCUCCUUGAUCUCCAGCCUUGCAGCCUCACCUACCAUCGCGCCUACGCUGCCAAGUCUGCCAAGCCAGGCCAUCGAGUCGCUCGCCUCGGAGAUUCUGUUCAACACCGCUCUCCCCAGCAACAUUGCCUCCUCGUUGGCACAACAGCUCAGCAGUGCACUGCCCGCAGCGCCGACCGCAGCGCCGACCGCGCCCAUCGAGUCCCUCGCCUCUGAAAUUUUGAGCAACACGGCUAUUCCGAGCGGCGUCGCCUCUUCGCUCGCUCAACAGCUCAGCAGUGCCAUCCCGAACGCAGCGCCGACGCAAGCGAUUGAGUCUCUGGC